AUACUGGUCUGGAGAGGGAAACUAAUAGGCGGAGUGACUAUAGAUGAUUGAUUUGGGACAGACCCUCUCGUCAUUUAGAGGCGGGGUGGUGGCGUAGAAAAAGAAGAGACAUCAUCGCAUCACGUUUUUUCAACAUUGAAGAGAUGAGCAUGUGAUAAAUUGAAAGUAACAGAUUAACACGGGGAUUUCAUUUCAAGACACGGCUCAGUGAAGGGAUGGAGAGUGGGGAUGACAGUGUCCUGCGCUGCCGCAGCGCUUUACCUAAGAUGCCCACCAUUUCAAACCUGGAUGGUAUGGGUGGAGAGGGCAGCAAUGGAGAGAACCCUUGCAAUGGAGAGAUCCACAGUAAUGGAAAAAUGGAAGUGGAGCAACUCAUCAGCAAGAAACUCCAACUGAAGAGGAAAGCAGAGCACUUGAAGUUUGACCUGAUGAGACAGUUUGACUCCCAGGUGUUGGAGUUCAUGGACAGUCUGAUAGAGGAAUCGGCCAGCCUGGAGCCUGCUCCUGUCCCUGCUGUCUUCUCCCCUCCUCUGUCCGAUAAAGAGAGGAGUAAGCUCAGGCAUCUCCAAGGGUCAUCCCAGGGCCAAGGCAAACAGUUUGUGUUCCGGAGGUCCUUGUUAGAUGAGCUGUUUGAAGUGAACCACAUCCGGACCAUCUACCACAUGUUCAUUGCCCUGCUGAUCCUCUUCAUCCUCAGCACCCUGGUGGUUGACUUCAUCGAUGAAGGCAGAUUGGUGCUCGACUUUGACCUGCUGGUCUAUGUAUUUGGACAGUUCCCCCUGGUGGUGAUUACCUGGAUCUGCAUGUUCCUUUCAGUGCUGGUGGUGCCCUACAGCCUGUUCCACACCUGGGCCUCUCACUACCAUGAGUCCCGCCAUGGGACCCUGUGGUCUCUUCUACUGGGCGCUCUCUUCCUGCUCUACCAGGGCCUGGGCCUAGGCUUCCUGCCUACCUUUGUGGUGGUGAAGAACAGCUUUCCCCCUGCAUCCUGCUUCAUCAUCAUCCUGGAACAGGUGCGCUUGAUGAUGAAGGCACACUCCUAUAUCAGGGAGAAUGUCCCCAAAGUUCUGGCUUUGGCAAAAGACAAAUCCAGCUCCUCCCCAGUCUCUCCACUCAUCCCACAGCUGAGCCACUAUAUCUACUUCCUCUUUGCUCCCACCCUUAUUUACAGAGAUAAAUAUCCCAGGAAUCCCAUCAUCAGGUGGAGUUAUGUGGCCUCUAAGUUAUUACAGGUUCUAGGAUGUCUCUUCUAUGCCUACUAUGUGUUUGUGCGCCUCUGCAUCCCACAGUUCCGCAGCAUCAGCCAGCAACUGUUUGACCUGCGGGCCAUGGUCCUGUGUGUGUUCAACUCUAUCCUGCCAGGAGUUCUGGUUCUCUUCUUGGCCUUUUUUGCCUUCCUGCACUGCUGGCUCAAUGCCUUUGCUGAGAUGCUGCGGUUUGCUGACAGGAUGUUUUACAAGGAUUGGUGGAACUCCACAUCCUUUGCCAAUUACUACCGCACCUGGAAUGUGGUGGUACACGACUGGCUGUAUUACUAUGUGUACUGUGACUUCCUCUGGAUGUCGAAGAAGAGAUUUAGGGCGGCAGGCAUGUUAUUGGUCUUCACUAUGUCUGCAGUAGUGCAUGAGUACAUCUUGGCGAUCUGCUUCGGCUUCUUCUACCCAGUCCUCUUCUGCCUCUUCAUGUGCUUCGGAAUGAUGUUUAACUUCAUUCUUCAUGACCGGAGAAAAGGCCCAAUUUGGAACGUGAUCAUGUGGACUGCUCUGUUCCUCGGUCAGGGGGUCAUCAUCUGCCUCUACUCCCAGGAGUGGUAUGCACAGCGCUACUGCCCCCUUCAGGAGCCCUCUUUCCUAGAGCUGCUGAAGCCGCGUUCCUGGAGCUGUCACCUCCAGACCAACCCAGCAGUCGACUCUUGAGGGGCUGUAACUGACAUCACAUUGAACUACUGAACCGACAACACUCGCCAAUCUAUUGAAUGUGUUUAGGAAGAGCACAACCUCCUGUUUCUUUCAAGCCUUUUUACUUUUUGUUUGACUUAAUUUUUUUUGUGUUACACUUGUCAUUCUGACUGAUAUUGAGAGACUGUGUUAUUCCUUUGAAAGGGCAUGGAGUGAGUGAGACCUAUAAUGGCCUCUGUCAUUCACAAAGAUGCCUUAUUUAUCCUUUUAGUUUCAUGACAAACCCAUUGGAAAUCAGGGUAACAGAGCACAGAAAUGUGAACCGAAUAAAUAUAUAUAUAUAUAUAUAUAUAAAAUAUUAUUUUUUAUUUAUAAUUUUAUUUCCAGCCUGGAUACAAUUACCAUACUCUUGCAUUUGAAAUGCACUUUCAAUGCCAAUAUGGUAAAUUGUAAAAUUGCUGCUUUUCCCAAAAGUUAACCUCUUAGCGAACAUUAACUCCCAUGCAACUCAUGAGUUGAAUUUGCUGCACUCCACGGGAUGUAGAGUUUGUGUGACAGAAAGUAACUCAAGGAAAUUUCACUCAUCAUACAACAUGAGUUUCAUUGAAUCUCACAGUUCCAGACACCAAAUAAUAACUUUUCUCUAGAAAUAAUGUUUAUAACUUUGGUGCUUAGAAUAGCCAAUUAUAUUUUUGCCAACCCUUUCAUUUGUUUGGCUUCUUUUUGAAGUCCUCAGGGUCAACUGCAGGGUUACACUAAUGCAUUCUGGGAAAUGUAUUUUCCUCAUUGAACAAAAUGUAAUCAAUUUAAUGAAAUACAAUAACUUUGAAUAUUCACAUACAGGUUUUGUUUCCCUUGAUCAUUCAGUUUGUCCUGAAAAUCAAUUGUUUUAACAAUUCUAUAUGCAUGUAUAUAAUGACAUGUUUCAUGUCCAAUAUGUAUAUUUGUAUAGAAUAGAGGCAUUUGAAUUUCUCAACUCGAUUACAUUUCCUUUCAGUCAAGUUUGAAUUGCAAUUUUGUUUGCUGUUCACUAUUUAAAUUCAACAUUUAAAUUGGAAUUUGAGGCAUUCUCCAUUUCAAUUCUGAAGUGAGCCCGACCCUUAUGGAGAUGUUAGAUUAUUAAACAAAAUGGAGAUAAGUUUGCUCUGUGUUUACUGCUAUGAAUGUUUUGUCAGAUGUGAAGCCUUACACAAAGAUGAAUGUUUAUUAAGAAUAUGUAUUUAUUCAAAAGCAAUAUUGAAAGUGUUCCUAUACCAAUCAGAAAUUCCACACCUGGCCUUGAGUUGGUGGAAACUGCACUGCUGUUACAGCUGGUUGCUCCGAUGUUGCAUCAGUCAUACUGAUAAUGGCAUGUAUUGUUUAUUUACUUGAUUAGUGCCAAUGCCUAAAUAUACACUAGUGCAUUAUUUGCUUUUGGCAGAAAUGACAUCAUUACACUAACUGUUGCCAUUAAUGCUGAAAAUUAGGGAUUCAAUUUCAGCUUCAAUCCAUGAGUCUGACUUGUCAUUUUGUAAUUGUCUCUCUAUGGAACAGUUUUUGUUUUUGACUCAAACCAUGUAUGGUGAUAAUUUAAACCACCGGAUGGCGCUGUAAUGUAACAUUUUUGAAUUCCCACUUGUUUCUCAUGACAAUCUAUUUUACUCAUAAGUAAUUAUUUAAGAAGGACCGUUAACAAAACAUUGUUUAUAUAGAGAAACGGUGUGUGAAUGUGUGUGUUUAUAUAUAUCCUAUCGAGAUUUUGUUGCAAGACUACUUCAGCCUGUAUUGUAAUUGGGAGACUGUUUACUAUUUGUGGUCGUAUUUCAGUGGUUAUUUCGAGCCCACUUUUGAGAUUAUUAUGAUGCUCCUUUGAUCAUUUAGAAAAUGAGUGAUACUUUUGUUCAGAUAUUUCUAUUUUUGAACAGAGAUUGACAUUCCUCUAUUUUGCUUGAUACAUUUAUGGAGUUCUAGUGUUUGAAGCAUUUAUUUGGUAUUAUAUGAGAUAUGUUGUAUAAUAUUUACCAUUACAGUGCAUUAGGUAUAUGUCAGGUUGAAAAUAAAGCUAUAAAUCUAUA
Messenger RNA from Oncorhynchus masou masou (cherry salmon), 3952 nucleotides. It is a transcript of the gene soat1, whose product is annotated as sterol O-acyltransferase 1. Gene Ontology annotation, molecular function: cholesterol O-acyltransferase activity; cholesterol binding; fatty-acyl-CoA binding. The transcript is spliced from 16 exons. The coding region runs from base 216 to 1916 and encodes 566 amino acids. Lineage: Eukaryota; Metazoa; Chordata; Actinopteri; Salmoniformes; Salmonidae. Gene Ontology annotation, biological process: cholesterol metabolic process; cholesterol efflux. The record is from RefSeq and is a predicted model, not a curated record. Gene Ontology annotation, cellular component: endoplasmic reticulum membrane.